Asparagus officinalis (garden asparagus) is the source of this 2199-nucleotide messenger RNA. Its product is annotated as ankyrin repeat domain-containing protein 65-like. NCBI's taxonomy places the organism in Eukaryota, Viridiplantae, Streptophyta, Magnoliopsida, Asparagales, Asparagaceae. Gene Ontology annotation, molecular function: protein binding. The record is from RefSeq and is a predicted model, not a curated record.
AUGACCUCCAAGAACUAGAAGGAAAUAGAAGAAUUUCAACUAAUAAAGUUUAUGCCCUUGUUCUUCCCACCACCAUAUAUGACUUCCUCCCAUUAGGGGCCGGCAACUCCCUACCUUUAAAGGACUACAUCCUCCCCCAUUACUUCCUCCACAGUUCCUCCUCUCUUCCAGUCUCUUGAUGGGCAAAAGCCGUCAAGAUUUUUCCCUUAAGUCUAAGAGCUCUUCAAAUUCCCAACAAAAAGCAGCCAACUUUUCCUGCUGCUAAGGAAGUUGAACAAUAGAAAUGGACAGACUAAUAAGUUUAGAGCCAUCAAACGAGGUAUCCAUCCGAAUUGAACCUGGCCAACGAUGUUAUGGACAAGUUACCCUCCGCAACGUCAUGUACACCAUGCCAGUGGCCUUUCGUCUUCAACCCCUGAACCGAAGUGGAUACACAAUUCGUCCUCAAUCUGGCAUAAUAGCACCCCUUGCCACCCUCACUGUAGAAAUCACCUAUGUUCUUCCCUUCAACUCACCCCUCCCUAAAUCAAUCCCCAGUUCCAACGACUCAUUCCUCCUUGACAGUGUAGUCGUCCCCGGUGCUGCCUUCAAGAACCCAGCCUCCACUUUUGACUCUAUCCCAAGUGACUGGUUUACAAACAAGAAGAAGCAAGUGUUUACAGAUAGCGGCAUGAGAACUUUCUUCGUUGGUUCAGCUGUGUUGACACGACUGGUAAUCGAAGGUUCACUGGAUCAAGUUCGUGAAGUCGUAGAGCGUAGUGAUCCAGAAUGGAAUGCUGUCGAUUCCGUAGACUCCAUGGGUCAAUCUCUACUCCAUUUAGCCAUUUCACGUUGUCGUGCAGAUCUAGUACAGUUACUUCUUGAGUUCAAUCCUAACGUGGAAGCUCGAAGCCGAGCUGGCCACACGCCACUCGAAGCAGCAGCGGCAGCAGGAGAAACCCUAAUUGUGGAGCUACUAUUAGCUCAAGGAGCCCUAACUGAGAGAUUGUCAACAUCUUCAUGGGGUGCGCUCCACUUUGCCACUGCUGGAUUGGAGUGUAAACGCCUCCAACCUCUGAUGGGCGAACUCGCGCGCAAUGCUGGCAGUGGAGCGACGCAUCGUUGUGACCCGUGCAGCAUGUUUCUGCUUGCUGGCGGUGCUGACAUUCGCGGUGGGCCUGGCGGUGACACGCCUCUCCACGUAGCUGCCUCUUCCGGAGAUGAGCAAAUGGUAAAACUUCUGUUAACCAAAGGGAGUGCAGGACUCAAAGAAGUAAGAAAUUUUGUAGGAAAGACAUCAUAUGAUGCAGCGGCUGAAGGGGGACAUGGAAGACUGUUUGAUAUGCUGAAGUUGGGAGAUGAGUUGGCAUUGGCUUCAAGAAAAGGAGAAGCAAGACUAGUGGUGAAAAUGAUCGACAGGGGAGCGGCAGCUAAUGGAAGAGAUCAGCAUGGAUGGACUGCUCUAAUGAGAGCAGGAUUUAAAGGGAGAGUAGAGGUAAUGAAAGCUCUAUUGGAGAGACGAGCAGAAGUGGGUGCAACGGAUGAAAAGGGGUAUACAGCCUUGCAUUGUGCAGUUGAGGCAGGGCAAGUAGAGGCCGUCAAACUGCUCGUAAAGCGUGGAGCAGAUCUCGAGGCGAGGACAAUGAAAGGUGUAACUGCUAUGCAGAUUGCUAACUCUCUUGGGUAUGCAGGAAUAGUGAGGAUUUUAUCUCAAGGUGGAGCUGCAAGAUAUGGAGGUCCUGUGAUCGGCAUUAAUGGAGUCAAUUCUGCGAUCCCAGUUGCUACUGAGAAGCAAAAAAAACUAACGGUUGGUCAAAAAGUAAGCAGGGAAAUGUGGGAGAAGGACGUGAAGAAAAAUGGUAGCAGACUGAGUUUCGGGAGUGGUGGUGGAAGUGGCAGAGGGUUGAGGACUGGGUUUGAUAGACAGGCUAUGGCAGUUGCUUCUCAUUAGGUUUGGUCAUCGAUUUGGAGCGAAUUCUGCCCAGUUCAAAAAUGUCUCAGUUCCUAAAACUUGUUAUUGUUUGAUUUAUCAGGUAUUCAUUCAAGUAAACAUACGAGCACAUGUAAGAAACUUAUUUGAAGUUAGGAUGGUUGUAAGUAAUUGUUAACUCUAGCUCUAUGUUUUCCUUUUCUGCUGAUAUACAAGCAAAUUAUCUGUGAUUCAUAAAGGCCUAAGAAACCAAAAUCACUAUUCAAGGUUAUAACGCUUGCUGCAGGGCU